This is a messenger RNA of Effrenium voratum, 543 nucleotides long. The record is from the annotation of a GenBank genome assembly. NCBI's taxonomy places the organism in Eukaryota, Dinophyceae, Suessiales, Symbiodiniaceae.
AUGAUGCUAUUGGCGGCCGAGGCCGCAGCCAGCGCCAACGGUCUCUUUCUGCAGGCCGCCGAGCUGCAGCUGCGGAAGGCGGAGGCUUUGGCGCCAGAGGACCCGGUGGUGGUGCUGAGCCGGGGGCGCGUGCAGCAGCAACGAGGCCAAGCUGAAAUGGCGUUUCAGUCUAUGUCGCGGGCCGCUGACCUAGCGGCAGGCAUCUCGCUCUCCACUCGCGCAGCGUCGCGCGCAGCGGAUUCCGCGGCCUUAUACCAGGUCUAUCUUCUCUGGAAAAACGCGCUGAACGAGCGGGGGGCACAGGCGAGCGGCAAGAUCCUGAAGAAUCUCGCCAAGUCUCUCCUCCCCUUCUUUGAGGCAACGCACAAUGCCUGGGAGCUUUGCGACAUCGCCUCCUGGCUGAAGGACUGGGGGGACCAGAAGGUGUCACAGAAGCUUUGGGAGGCAGCCAAACGAAGCGAUCCCUUCGACUCCUGCGUGCGAGAGGAUUGGAGCAAGUGGGAGGCUCAGCCCCCGCCUGGGCUCGCCGCGUUCCUGCGCUAG